Molecule: messenger RNA, 3627 nt
Organism: Stereum hirsutum FP-91666 SS1
Lineage: Eukaryota; Fungi; Basidiomycota; Agaricomycetes; Russulales; Stereaceae
Exons: 11
Coding region: 31-3396 (1121 amino acids)
Molecular function (GO): phosphatidylinositol binding
Source: RefSeq, a predicted model, not a curated record
GCUGGCUUCGUGCUUUCAUCCUCUGGAACCAUGGCUGAAGUCUCUGAAGAACCUACUCUUUCUGAAUCUCUCGCACCGACUCCCACUGCACCUAUAAUCGAACCUGUAUCCUCUCCAGCACAAUCCGAGUCUGAGCCAGAUCCAACGACUCUUACCCCCAUCCGUGCACAUUAUCUCAAGAAGACGCUCAUCCAACUCCAGUUUCAACGCGAGCUUGAAGGCAUCGCAUCCACACCUUCUCCAAAUAUUUCCACCCUCUCGUAUCUUGGGCCACCGUUCACGCCUCCUCCUAAGGACGGUCCGAUCAUCGAGCUUCCCUUCCUCCGCUAUUUCUUUCGCCAAUUCGUCCUCACAUUUCCUUUUCUCGCCGGCGCACCGAAGGACUUCUUCCCAGAGAAGGUCCAGCCGUUCGUUGCCUCGCUCGUAGCCCGUAACCUGUAUCCUCUCGCCCCUCUCGACGACGACUCUGAAACAUCCGAUCAACCAAAGCAGCCCAAUAUCCUAGCCAAACUCGAACGCCACUUCUCUCUCUUCGUCAAUUACGCACUCAAGCUCUCCGAGCCCGAGCAGGUCGUCCGUCUCAAGCAGUCAGAUCUCGACCGUAUAGAGCUUCUUGCGCGGAAACGCGCUAGGAGAAUAGGAAAGCUGCACGAUGUGUUCGAGGUGAACGUAGUCUGCGUCAGGACGGUGGUCGAAAAGGGGCGGAUGCGGAGCCGCGUGCAUGAGGAAUUCAUCAUCCGUACCCGUCGCGCCCGCCAACCAGACGUCUUCGUCUCACGCCGGUAUGGCGAUUUCAGGACACUAGCUGACGAGUUACGGAAGGUACACCCAGAAGAGAAUAUCCGUCCACCCCCAGUGAAGGAUCGCACGUUUGUCAAUGCCCCUGCCGCCUCACAGCCCCUCAGCCCCUCUCCCAGUCGUCCAUCCGAUGAGAUCCCAUUCAGUCCUAGCUCGGAUUCCCUGCCUCAGUCGCCUACGAACGCGCUGUCUCAGUCCAGUCGGCUUACAAGGGAAAAGAAUCGGCUUACGCUGCGAGCGUACCUCCAUUCGCUCAUGUCAUCGUCUACAAUCGCAUCGUCUCCUGUGCUCCAGUCAUUUUUGCUCUCGGGCCCUACUAUGCUCAGCCACGAGGAGUUGGUGGAUGCGCAGCGGAGGGAGGAGGCGGAUCGGGUCAGGGAUGAUGGGAGGAAACAUUUCGCAAAGGAGGUUGCGGAACGCGUUGAUUCAUUACGAGAGUCGGUCAAGGGCGUCAAGGGCGACAUCAUGGGACAAGAUGGCUUGACGCGGAUGUUUGGGAUAAUAAAGUCGACGGAAGAUGUGCGCGAUCUUCCUCCAGAUUUCCAGGCAGUGCUCGAGUGGGCCCGAAUAUCGUUGGCUUCUACCGUCUUUCAACAUUUUGUAGCCGCAGACGACGCCUCGGAGACUUUGGCUGGUCUCAAGCGCAUUCAUGGACUCAUGCCGUACUUCAUGCUCAAGACCGCUUUGAAGAUUAGUAACCCUGUCGGCAUGAUCAGGACUGUAUUGGACUUAUUCCUAGCUCAACCGUUCGGUGGCCGGAGUUUACUCCAACGAAUGUUCACGAGCUCACUGAACGAAGAGGUCAAAGCUCUCGAGAUGGACAUCGAAGCCGUACAGGAGAAAGUCGAAGAUGCCAUCAUCUGCGAGAAAGUCCGACAAUACGUCUACGCACCUCGGGAGAUCCAGGAAAUCUACAAGUUCGACGCUGCCGAGGGCAAGAUCCAUGUUCUUGCCGCCGUUCUUCGUUCUGGUGAAGAGCCGGCACUCAACCGGGCUCAGAUGCAACGCGUAGGACGGUCUCAUAGAGCGCAUAGGGAGUAUUUGAGGUAUCGAGAGUCGCUUGCGGAUUCGGAUGACGACGAUGGGCCUCCGGACGAGGAUGCCUGGCUGUUCGAGGAUCUUAGUAUUCUUGCGAAGUUGUAUGCUCGGCUGAGAGAGAAGGAACAGCUUAUCGAGCUCAUGUUCGAGGGAGUGACGUCGGAUAUUCUCAAGGAUAUCAUCACGAUUUUUUAUGCGCCGCUUGCGCAGGUAUAUCGCGCCGCUAGUAUUGCAGAUUCAUUAGGCGAUAUGCAGAACUUCAUCAACGAUCUCAUUCGGACCGUCGAGUCUGCCGAAGACAUCAGCCAAGUCGACCCGCAACGGACCGUGCAGACGUUCAUCGACCUCAUCCAACGGCACGAACAGUCCUUCUACCACUUCGUGCACAAAGUGCACUCCAAAGGCGAAAACCUCUUCAACGACCUCAUGCGCUGGGUCGAGCUCUUCCUCACCGUCAUCCGCGAAGGCCUCGGCUCUCCGAUCUCGCUCGAAUUUCUACUCCCGCACGCGGGCGACGAGCGCAAGGCGAUCCUGGCCGAGGUGGACACCGUGGCGCUGUAUCAUUACAAGUCGAAGCUGGCGUACGAGAGCAAGAUACGGAGGAGGUUCGAGAAUUCGAGGGGGGGUGCGGCGCAGGAAGCGAGCGCGGAGGACGAGGCGGCGCAGGCGUUUGUGCAGGGUUUCAUACAGGACUUUAGUAUGGGGGAGUUGAUGCGUGGGGAUGCGGAGGAUGUGGCGGCGGAGGAGACGGAUGAGGAUAGUUAUGAGAGUUCGGAGUAUGAGUCUGCGACAGACGAUAGCGACGAGGAGGACGACGAUGACGACGAUGAUGAUGAGGAGGAGGAGAGCGAAGAGGCACCGAGGGGGAUGACAAGAUCGAGGACUAUGGUGCAUACUACGAGAACCCCAUCGCAGCCGCCUAUGCCCAUGACCGCCCCCGCUUCAUCGACAUCGACACCCGGUUCUAGACCAUCCCGUCCCCCACCACAAUCACAGCAAUCGGGAUCAUCAUCAUCCAGACAAGAAUCUCUAUCACGGAAAAGCUCCCGACCGAGAUUACUCUCCCUCCCACUACGCAAAUCCCGCUCCAUGACUUUCUCCGCCAACGGUCAUUCCGGGGGCUCGUCACCUUCAGGCGUGGUGAGGCACAGUGUCGAUGUGCCACCGCCUGUCCCACCGCUGCCGAAAGACGCGAUGCGACUGGCGCGUAUGAAUUCCAUGUCGAUGAACGCAGACAAACCGCUCCCUCCGCCGCCGACACCACCCGGGUCGUCCAAACUAUCCGAUCCGAACAAUAAUCACCGUUUUCCACCGCCGAAGGCGCCUUCUCCUCAGAGCAGUAAUAACAAUAACGGUGGUAGUAGGCAGAGGAGAGGGUCUGUAUCGGCUUCGGUGGCGAGUUCGAAGAGGCCGGCGAGUGCGAAUAAGGGGAAGAAACAGAAGCAGAGGCAGAGGCAGCAGCAGGAUGCGUUGAAGCCUCCGGAGCUGAAGAAGGUGCCGGAGCUGUUGCCUAUCUUUUUGGAGAUGAUGAGGCCACAAUUACGAGUUCGAAGUAAAUGAAGAUCGACCGUUCUACAGCAGACCAAUACUGUUCACAUUACUACGAAACGUUUCCAGUCAGGUUGGAGUCCAGGUACUCGGUUGGACCGUUGUAUUUUACCUUAUGUUUGCCACGAUAUAUGUAUGCCUCGCACAGAAUUAAUAUGCCCACGUUCUGCCGUAUGUUGCUAUUUCCUAGCUACUACGCCCUGGUACUACCAGAUUCUCGUGCGUUUAUCUUAUGCUAUUUCG